This is a messenger RNA of Misgurnus anguillicaudatus (oriental weatherfish), 2120 nucleotides long. The record is from RefSeq and is a predicted model, not a curated record. Lineage: Eukaryota; Metazoa; Chordata; Actinopteri; Cypriniformes; Cobitidae.
UCUAAAGUGUUGUUUUCUUUUAAGAAUUGUAAAAAAGACUCAUUUGACUCUUUAAAUGGUUACAAUUUUAUUUCAUACAGUAAACAACAUUAAUAGUUAACACUCAUAUUUUUCUUUAAAAAGAAAAGAGUAGACCUCACUACUGGUAAAAUAGCCUAAUGGUCUUAAUACUACACAUCCUGAAGAGCAAAUUCUUCUUGAUGUCUGUCACACCUCCUGGUGAGGUGCAUUCUCAAUACAAACUUAAAAGCUCUGUGUGGGAGUUUGAUUGUAUAUGUAACUGUUUUUCAGUAAUUGUCCACUUGAUGUUUGCCAGUUAAGCUAACUGCGUAUCCUAGGUAAAGAAAUUUUGAUGACUUACUAGAGAUCGUUUGUGCGUCACAAAGAUGUUUUAACCAAUUAGCAAAGACCCAUCCAGUCAUUGACAAUGGGCAGAUCUGAGAAGGGUAGGGUAUUUAAAGAGGCUGUGAGAGGAUGGGUUAGAGAUUCAGACAGGUCUGCAAGGUAAGUCAUAGCCUGCACUGGCAUAAAUCAUAUUUCAAUUUCUUUUUGAAUACAUUCUUAAACAAAAUGAACUUUCUUGAGUGAGAAAAUUGUGUUCAAGAUAAAAACGUUAUACAAGUAGUAGUGUAGAUUUUCUUCAUAUUUUAAGCUGGAUUUUUUUUACUUUGCCUAAAACAAAAUGGGGAAAUAAUUUGGGUAAAAAUUCAAAACAGUUUGCUUUUUUAAAUCAUUUAUCUUUUUUCCAAUGCGAACAUGAAGCAAUUUAAAGUUGUUUUCAUUUUAUGUGGACUAAUUUUUCCCUCUAUUUCUUAUAGAUGAAAUUCCAGGUUUUCCAUAUUUCCUCCCCUAUUAAAACCACAGUCUUCUUUUUGCUAGUAUUACUAGUUCAGCCUCCCAGAGUACUGAUGCUGCCACACCAACCCAUGGUUUACCUGCCCAUGCUGGACAGUCCUGAGUGGGAAUCUGCAAUGCUCAAGCUUCAGGCUUCACUAGGAGCUUCAGACAACAGACCGACAUCAGAGCUCCGACCCUGGGAUCUCACUGAGGAGCCUGAGGAGCUUCUAGGGAGGAUGAAGGCAGAACUGGGCUGGGGGCAGAGGAGCAUCGUGAAGAGCCAGAAACGAGAGGAGCUGGGACGGAGACCCAUGGGGACAUUCCCAGACAAUCAUAUAGAGGCUCUACACUAUUCUGAGGGUGGUGAGGAUGAAGAAGAAGAGGGUGGUGAAAAGCGAAACGAGGCCCUCACUUCAAUCGCUGGAGGUUUGCAGGCCUUUAAUAGACAGAAAGGAGGUUUUGGCUUUCGAUUUGGCAGAAAAUGAAGAGAAAGUUCUGUGUUUAUGUUCACAAAAAAAACUCUGGGACAAAUUUAACUCCAGAAGUUAGCUGAACAAAACUUACCUUUAUGGACUUUAUCCACAGAUAAAUAACUCAUUAAUAAAUUAUUACAUACAUUUUUUUCAUUCAAAAUAUGCAAAUAUUUUCAUUUCAUAAGGGUGUGGUGAGGAUUUGGGUUAGUCUAAAGUAGCUUUAUAUAAUUACAGUUGUGCGUUUAUGAGUUUUUUGGGGAAUUACAAAGUAACAAUUGCAAGAAACCCAAACUAUUAGAGAAAAGUUGUCUGUAAAGUCUGUAGGUGGAUUAAAAAAGGAACAGUUCUAGCAGACUAUAGGGAUGCAAUGCCAGUUAAAGUUUUUAAAUGUUCAAUGCCUGAAGUUUAAACAUGCAGUAAUGAUGAAGAAAGUGUUUGCUCCUUGGAGUUGUAUAGUGCUGAAAAUUUUGCAUUACUCCAAUUAUGUGUUGAAGGCUUGAAGCCAACCCAAGUGGCAUUAUUAUACAUUCAAAUCUAAGUAGACUGCUACAGCUUAUUCCAGUGACAAAUAAUGGAUAAAUUACAAGCAAAAAAAUACAAACCAAAAUAAAUUAAAGAGAUAGUUUCUGAGAUUUAAAAAGGGGUCACAUUCUACAUUUCUGUAGCUUUAUUCCAUUGAACAAACUUACCGUGGUUUAAGCCCCGGCUAAGCCAAGCGACAUUUCAGGGUGGAGUUCUCCCUAUGUCAGCAUGGGUUGCCUCCCAGUUAGUUUAAUUGGAAAUGCCAAAUUUCCCUUCCCCUAACAUGUU